UUGUUAGACCUAAAAUAUGAACCAAGACAUGAAAGGACCAAAUUUAUGAUUUACUUUACGUUUUAUUUUUGGUGGCUGAGAAUCAACACAUCAAAAAAUCUGAGAGCCACGUGGCAGAAGAAUGACCACUAUCUCACACUCAAAAUCACAAUUCAAAUCCAGUAAACCAAUCAAAUAAUGCUGACAUGUACUCAUCCUAAUCCAACAACCUUGUUAAAUUCCAUAUAUAACCCUUCAAUCUCACACCAUCCACAAACACCACCCUCUACAAACCACCGUCCCUUGAAUACCCUCAAAAGAAAUGGCAACCGCAGCAAUCCAACAGUCAGCAUUCGCCGGCCAGCAGGCCUUGAAGCCACAGAACGAGCUCGUCAGGAAGACCGGCAGCUUCAAUGGCGGCCGCUUCACCAUGCGCCGCACAGUCAAAAGUGCACCACAAAGCAUUUGGUAUGGACCGGAUCGUCCAAAGUACUUGGGUCCAUUUUCCGAGCAAACCCCAUCAUACUUGACCGGUGAAUUCCCCGGUGACUACGGGUGGGAUACCGCCGGACUCUCAGCCGACCCGGAGACAUUCGCCAAGAACCGUGAGCUGGAAGUGAUCCACUCUCGGUGGGCCAUGCUGGGUGCACUCGGGUGCGUCUUCCCGGAGCUUCUCUCCAAAAACGGUGUCACAUUCGUGAAGCAGUCUGGUUCAAGGCGGGUUCCCAGAUUUUCUCAGAAGGUUGUCCUCAUGGGGCUCAUUGAAGGAUACCGGGUUGGUGGGGGCCCGCUUGGCGAAGGGCUUGAUAAGAUUUAUCCGGGUGGGUCUUUUGACCCGCUUGGAUUGGCUGAUGACCCGGAAGCUUUUGCUGAAUUGAAGGUUAAAGAGCUUAAAAACGGAAGAUUGGCGAUGUUUUCUAUGUUUGGAUUCUUUGUUCAGGCUAUUGUUACAGGGAAGGGUCCGAUUGAGAAUUUGUUUGACCAUCUUGCUGACCCGGUUGCUAACAAUGCUUGGGCUUAUGCUACCAACUUUGUGCCCGGAAAAUGA
Messenger RNA from Lactuca saligna, 1027 nucleotides. The record is from the annotation of a GenBank genome assembly. NCBI's taxonomy places the organism in Eukaryota, Viridiplantae, Streptophyta, Magnoliopsida, Asterales, Asteraceae.